Messenger RNA from Rosa chinensis, 635 nucleotides. RefSeq names its product transcription initiation factor TFIID subunit 10. The transcript has 7 exons. The record is from RefSeq and is a predicted model, not a curated record. Gene Ontology annotation, molecular function: RNA polymerase II general transcription initiation factor activity; promoter-specific chromatin binding. Lineage: Eukaryota; Viridiplantae; Streptophyta; Magnoliopsida; Rosales; Rosaceae. Gene Ontology annotation, biological process: transcription initiation at RNA polymerase II promoter. The coding region runs from base 36 to 455 and encodes 139 amino acids. Gene Ontology annotation, cellular component: transcription factor TFIID complex; nucleus; SAGA complex.
AUUUGGAAUGUUGGAGAGAAGAAAGAGUAAAUGAGAUGAAGCAUACCCAAACCCAGCAAUCGAGAGAAGGCAGGCACGAUGAUGACGACGCAUCUCUCUCUCAAUUCCUUGCCUCCCUAAUGGACUACACUCCCACCAUACCUGACGAGCUUGUGGAGCAUUACUUGGCCAAAACCGGCUUUCAGUGUCCCGACUUUCGAUUAAUUAGGCUGGUAGCUGUUGCCACACAAAAGUUUGUCGCUGAGGUUGCAACUGAUGCUCUACAGCAAUGCAAAGCAAGACAGGCAGCAGUGGUGAAAGACAAAAGGGACAAACAGCAAAAGGAUAAGCGCCCUAUAUUGACUAUAGAAGAUCUGUCAAAGGCAUUGCAUGAGUACGGCGUCAAUGUGAAGCACCAAGAAUAUUUUGCUGACAGCCCUUUGACUGGGAUAGAUCCUGCAUCAAGAGAGGAAUAAUUUGUACUUGGAUUUCUGUUGUUCCAUGUAGUGAGAUCUGUGUAACAUUACUGCUAGAUGAUUAGGUGAUGUUCAGUCAAUCUAUUGUUUUAGACUGAAGAUAUUGUUCGUAUGUAGUUUUACAUUCAUGGCAUUAUAUUGUGACUUAAAUACUGCAGACUGCAUAUCUGUUUAUUUCAA